This is a messenger RNA of Entrophospora candida, 1593 nucleotides long. The record is from the annotation of a GenBank genome assembly. NCBI's taxonomy places the organism in Eukaryota, Fungi, Glomeromycota, Glomeromycetes, Entrophosporales, Entrophosporaceae.
AUGUCCAAUCUAACUGUUAACUCGAACUCUGACUUUAUAAGUUCUAUUGAAAUUGCCAUUUCGGAAUAUUUUAAAAAUAUAGCACCUUCUUCAUGGUCAUAUGAAAGCUUUCUUGUAACUAUGAAACCUUACAUUCUGUUGGAAGAUGAAAGAGAACUUUCGGCCAUCUGGCGAAAAAGAUUUCUUAAUGCUCUAAAAGUGAUUAUCACCAAUUAUAAAGAAAAUGUUGAACCCAGCAAGCAAGUUCAGCAGAUUGCAUCAUUGUUAACAAAUCAGAAACAAACAGCUAAUGUUGCAAAAUUCUGGAGGAAUAUUGUUCAAGAGAAAAACAAGGCAAAAGUAGAAGAAAAACUUCGAUAUACACAGUUUAUCUUCAAAGAAAACUCUAAGAUAGAUGCUUUAAAAAUAUUAACAAGUGCAAGGACACAACAAACAGCCCAAUUGAGUGGUGAAAUUAAUCUUAAUAAACAGACAAUUAGUAACGAUGAUAUUGGUAUAUAUGGUUCAGAUAGCAUUAUUGAGAUCGAUAUUAACACUUCCUGUUUUGAUAAAUCAGUAAUUCCGGAAAAAAGAACAAAUCAGGAGUAUGUGAAAAACAUAUUUGAUGAUGAUGAUAAUAAUAAAAUAAAGUGUUCUAAAACAGUGAACAAAAUUAAUCUUGAACAUGUAAAAUAUGAUCCUAAAAGUGAUAUAGUUGAUUUACGACCUAAAUCGAAAUUUUUUAAACAAUUAUCAUUUGAAGAUGUUCAAAAUUAUCAUAAAGAAAUUGAUGAAAUCACUGAAAAAUUGAUUCCUGAUCAUAUUCACAAUUUUCUUAUUGAUUUUUUCUCUCAAAAACUUUCAGAAGCGGAGUGGCAAAACAAAAUUGAUGAUCUUUGUCCACCAAAUCAUGACGAUAGUUUACUUGUUGCAACAACAAGAAUAAUACGAAGAACAUUGCCACAGUUCAUUAAAACAUUCGCACUUGGAGCAUUUAAUCCAUUGUUAAACAUUAAAUCAAUUGAAAAACCACAUUUGAAUGCUUUUGUACACCCAUGUCUAGAUGCUGCACUCUGGUACAUUGCUCGGAUAAAUUAUGAAUAUGGGGAAAUUCCUUCACAAAAUCAUGUAACUCGUAAUUUGGCAGAUGGUGUAGGUUACAUGACGAGUGCAGAUAAAUUUCAAUUAGUUUAUGUAGAAGGUGCAAGUCCCGUGGCAAAAGAGGACAAAGAAAUAGCAGAUGCAGAAAAAAUCGCAAAAGAUUUAAGGAAUAUGUUCAAUAACAUAGUAAAGAAUUCUUUUAAUAACAGGAAGUGUAUCCCAGAAAGUUUGAGAGUCUUUGGUGGACAAAGCUUCAGAUUACAGAUAUAUCUCUUCUAUUUAGAUUUCCAUGACAAAUAUCACCUACAUGAAGUAGAAAAUGCAAACCUUCCAAGGGACUUUUCGGAGAUUGAGGAUUUUGUUCCUUUUUACGAGUGCAUACUAAAAUGGGCGUUACUUGUGAAAGAAAUGACAGAGAAAUUCGAAAUUUCAAGAAAAAAUAAAAGACCAUCACGUAAUUCAUAUUCAAGAAAUGUUCGUUUAUUUGAAAAAUUACAAAAAAAUUCUUUUUAA